Medicago truncatula (barrel medic) is the source of this 2712-nucleotide messenger RNA. Its product is annotated as NADH dehydrogenase [ubiquinone] iron-sulfur protein 1, mitochondrial. The record is from RefSeq and is a predicted model, not a curated record. Gene Ontology annotation, cellular component: membrane. The transcript is spliced from 5 exons. NCBI's taxonomy places the organism in Eukaryota, Viridiplantae, Streptophyta, Magnoliopsida, Fabales, Fabaceae. Gene Ontology annotation, biological process: ATP synthesis coupled electron transport. Gene Ontology annotation, molecular function: iron-sulfur cluster binding; NADH dehydrogenase (ubiquinone) activity. The coding region runs from base 197 to 2416 and encodes 739 amino acids.
AUAAACGGGUCCGAAGCAAACCCGAAUCUGAAAUCGGAUCAAUUCAACUAUCUCACCCAUAACUCCAUACAAAAUUCAUUUCCUUCUUCCUUCACCUCUCCCACCUCACUCUCCCAUCUUUUCUCAAAUUCAACCUCCCAUCUCCGAUCCAACACCCUUCUUUCUCACAAACUCACAAUCAAUUGAUUGAAUCAAAAUGGGGCUGGGUUUGUUAGCUUCCAAGACCCUCCGACCAACCACCACUCGCCUCCUCCUCCUCCGUUCAAUCACCACCAAACCAGAACUCCGCAAACCCGAACCCGCCGCUCAACCCCAACCCGAACAGCCUCUCGUCGAUCUCACUCCCCGUACACCCGUCGCUGGCGCUAGAGUCCAUUUCACCAAUCCCGAUGACGCUAUUGAGGUUUUCGUCGAUGGUUAUCCCGUUAAAAUUCCAAAAGGAUUCUCUGUUCUUCAAGCGUGUGAGGUUGCUGGUGUUGAUAUUCCUAGAUUUUGUUAUCAUAGCAGACUUUCCAUUGCUGGAAAUUGUCGUAUGUGUCUUGUUGAGGUUGAGAAAUCUCCUAAGCCUGUUGCUUCUUGCGCCAUGCCCGCUCUUCCUGGGAUGAAAAUCAAGACCGACACACCUAUUGCCAAGAAAGCACGAGAAGGAGUGAUGGAAUUUUUAUUGAUGAAUCAUCCAUUAGAUUGCCCAAUUUGUGAUCAGGGUGGAGAGUGUGAUCUUCAGGAUCAGUCAAUGGCAUUUGGUUCUGAUCGUGGUCGUUUCACUGAUAUGAAGAGAUCUGUGGUGGAUAAAAAUCUUGGACCUUUGGUAAAGACUGUGAUGACACGGUGCAUUCAAUGUACAAGGUGUGUUAGAUUUGCAUCAGAGGUUGCAGGGGUUCAGGAUCUUGGCAUGUUAGGUCGUGGUAGUGGAGAAGAGAUUGGAACAUAUGUUGAAAAACUCAUGACAAGUGAACUCUCUGGAAAUGUAAUAGAUAUCUGCCCUGUAGGAGCACUCACUUCAAAACCUUUUGCAUUUAAAGCCCGGAAUUGGGAGUUGAAGAAUACAGAGACCAUUGAUGUUACUGAUGCUGUUGGUUCCAAUAUUCGAAUUGAUAGCAGAGGACCUGAAGUCAUGCGCAUUGUUCCUCGUUUAAAUGAGGACAUAAACGAAGAGUGGAUUUCAGACAAAACCCGCUUUUGUUAUGAUGGUUUGAAGAGGCAGAGGUUAAAUGACCCUAUGAUUCGUGGUCCUGAUGGCCGCUUUAAGCCUGUGAACUGGCGUGAAGCCCUUUCUUUGGUAGCAGAGGUUGCGCAUCAAGUUAAACCAGAAGAAAUUGUUGGAAUAUCUGGCAAACUUUCUGAUGCUGAGUCCAUGAUUGUACUAAAAGAUUUCUUGAACAGGCUGGGGUCAAAUAAUGUAUGGGGCGAAGGAAUUGGCGUAAAUACUAAUGCUGAUUUCAGAUCAGGAUAUAUUAUGAAUACUAGCAUUGCUGGUCUUGAGAAAGCAGAUGCUUUCCUGUUGGUUGGCACCCAGCCACGGGUGGAAGCUGCUAUGGUUAAUGCUAGAAUACGCAAGACUGUCACGGCAAACCACGCCAAGGUCGGUUACAUUGGGCCUGCUACUGAUUUCAACUAUGAUAACGAACAUCUUGGUACUGGUCCUCAAACACUUCUUGAAAUUGCUGAGGGUCGACACCCAUUUUCCAAGACUAUUUCAAAUGCCAAAAACCCUGUUAUCAUUGUUGGUGCUGGGAUUUUUGAGAGGAAGGAUCAGGAUGCAAUUUUUGCAGCUGUUGAAACCAUCGCAAAACAAGGGAAUGUCGUCAGAUCUGAUUGGAAUGGCCUUAAUGUAUUACUUCUCCAUGCUGCCCAGGCUGCUGCACUUGACCUUGGACUUGUGCCCCAAUCUGAAAAAAGCCUUGAAUCUGCAAAGUUUGUAUAUUUAAUGGGAGCUGAUGAUACAAACUUGGACAAGAUCCCGAAGGAUGCUUUUGUUGUUUAUCAAGGUCACCAUGGUGAUAAGAGUGUUUAUCGUGCUAAUGUCAUUUUGCCAGCAGCAGCAUUCAGCGAGAAGGAAGGUACAUAUGAAAAUACUGAAGGAUGCACACAACAAACAUGGCCUGCAGUUCCAACAGUUGGAGACUCCAGAGAUGACUGGAAGAUAAUUCGAGCUCUGUCCGAGAUAGCAGGGGUGCGUUUACCCUAUGAUACAAUUGGGGGUGUUCGCGCCCGAUUGAGAACUGUAGCCCCAAACCUUGCGCAAAUGGACGAGAGAGAACCAGCUGCAUUGCCAUCUUCACUGAGACCAACCUUCACUAAGAAGGUGGAUCCAACACCAUUCGGGAUUGCAGUUGAGAAUUUCUACAUGACUGAUGCCAUUACCAGGGCAUCAAAGAUAAUGGCUCAAUGCAGUGCUACGCUGUUGAAGAAAUGAUGCGUGUAUUAUUUAAUUUUUUUGGUUUGAAUAAAAAUGCAGUUUCAUGUUUUUCUUUUCCUGGCAAAGCAAGACAUUGCUUGCGGAAAGCUUCUCGGACGUUGGUAGUACCAUAUGAUUUGAAAUUAGGCUUUAUCUGUCUUCCAUUUGUAUUUUGCUGGUGUAAAAGCACUACUUUUUAGAAUUUUUGCCAUGUACAAUUCGGGUUAAUCCGACUGUUUGUUAAAAGUUUACUUGUCUCAUAAAAUGAAACCUUGGAAGCAUGAACAAUCCAAAACUACAUCAUUCAAAUAACA